Molecule: messenger RNA, 12359 nt
Organism: Dicentrarchus labrax (European seabass)
Lineage: Eukaryota; Metazoa; Chordata; Actinopteri; Moronidae
Product: desmoplakin
Exons: 24
Coding region: 146-11728 (3860 amino acids)
Biological process (GO): intermediate filament cytoskeleton organization; cell-cell adhesion; wound healing
Cellular component (GO): plasma membrane; intercalated disc; intermediate filament
Molecular function (GO): structural molecule activity
Source: RefSeq, a predicted model, not a curated record
UCCUGCCUCCAAAAGCUGUCCUCCCCUGCCUGUCGGUUGCACUCUGCUCCAGAGGGACCGGGGCGGACAGGUGGUCACAGAGAGACCGGCUGCCUGCUGCACCUCUCCUCCACCCAGUCACUUUGGCUGCCGUUGCAUUGCCAGAAUGAGCAUGUACGGGUCUCAGAAGGCCCUGAACAUGAGCCGCAGGGUCGGGUCCAAAGGCGACUUGACCGGCGCGGGGAACUACAAUUACGCGCGGAGCGAGGUCGUGCACGGGGACGGCAACGGAUACGAGCCCUACAUGGACGGAUACAACACCUACACCUUUUCAAAGUCCUCCUUAGGCGGAAUGCAAGGCGGCAUGGGAGGCGGCAUGAUGACCUGCACGGGAGGCGGAAUGUCAGGCGGAAUGAUGAGCAGUAAGGGAGGCGGCAUGAUGAGCGGGAUGUCAGGCGGAAUGGCGAGCGGCAUGAUGAGCGGCGGAAUGUCUGGCGGAAUGGGGAGCGGCAUGGUGAGCGGAAUGUCAUGCGGCAUGGGAAUAAGUGGCUCCAACCUCAAUGCCAUCCACCAGAAGGCCAUGAUCCUGCAGAGCCAGUGCCAGGAGUACCUGCAGAAAGCCGAAUACGCCCUCCAGUCUGGCAGUGCCCCGGGCGAGGCAGAGCGCUACAUGGCGAUGGCUAAAGAGACUAUCGAGCAGCUGAAGAGCUGCGCGAUGGACCUGAGACAAAUGGGACAGCCCAAUGACAACGUAGUCAGGACUUUGGAGAUUUGUAAAGACCAGCUGAAGGGGGUCCACAUGGCCAUCACAGGCACUAUGCAGAGGAGGAGGAGCACCAGAGGGAGCUCCGGAGGCUGGGAGGAGCCUGGAAGGAGCUAUGAAGAUGCUAUGGGCUGGAUUGCGCAGCAAAAGCGUCUGAUUGAAACGGCUUCCUGGGGAGACGAUGCUGCAACCAUCCAGCAGCAGCUCAUCAGCCACCAGAAGUUUCACAGCUCCAUCCAGAGGAGCCACGAGGUGGACCGAGCCAGAGACGACCUGUUAAAGAAGGGAGACAAAGGAAAUCUUUAUCAUCUGGAGCAAGAAUGGGACAGUUUGCAGCAAAUGUCGUUCGGUCGGACCCAGCAGCUGCAGGACCUCCAGCAGAUCAUUCAAGAAAUGUCCCAGGAGAUCAUGUGGGUCAACGGCAAAGAGGAGGAGGAGCUGAUGUUCGACUGGGGAGACAAGAACAUCGACCAGUACAUCCCACGGAAGCAGGAGAGCUACUCGAAACUGAUGAGUGCCCUCGAGGACAAAGAGAAGGACCUGAAUAAACUGAAAGCCAAAGUGGAUACCCUCCUGAAGAACAACCAUCCGGCUUCAGACAAGAUCGAGGCUUACAAGGACACUCUGCAGACUCAGUGGAGUUGGCUCCUUCAAAUUACCAAAUGCAUUGAUGUUCAUCUGAAGGAGAAUGCAGCUUACAACCAGUUCUUCAAGGAGGCCAAUGAGACGUACAGCAACCUGCAGAAGGAGCAUGAGACGGUCCGUAAGAACUUCACCUGUGACAAGAACACUUCACUGGAGGACCUGCUGGAGCUGCUCAGGGGACUGGAGAGGGAGAAGGAGAAGAUUAUGGAAAACAAGAGGCAGGUUAGCCAUCUGGUCAACCGGUCCAAGAGCAUUGUGAGACUGAAACCCAGAAACCCUGAGGAGAAGAGCGGCAGCACCGUCAUCGUCAAAGCCCUGUGUGACUUCAAACAAGACCACAAGGUGAUCUGUAAGGAUAAUGAGGCGAUCCUGAAAGACAACAGUCAGCGCAGUAAGUGGGACAUUACAGGCCCGGGAGGACUCGAUAUGUCGGUACCCUCUGUGUGCCUCAUCGUGCCGCCUCCCAACCCACUCAGCGUCAGUCUCGCCAACAAGAACGAGCAGUACUACGAGGCCAUCCUGUCAAUCUGGAAUCAGCUGUACAUCAACGUUAAGAGUCUCAUUGCCUGGCAGUACUGCCUCCUGGAUAUCAGACACAUCAACUCCCUCACCAUCUCCAUGCUGGCCAAGAUGCGUCCUGAGGAAUAUCGUCAAAUUAUGAAGAACCUGGAGACUCACUUCCAGGAGUUCAAAGUGAGCUGCCACGGCUCCCAGAUGUUUGUUGACGAGGACAAGAGGGCCAUGGAGAACCAGUUCAAUGGAGCCCAGGCCCACUAUGACCGGCUGGUGGUGCAGCUGCCUACUUACAUUGUACAGGAACAACGAGAGGUAGAACAAGCAGCCGAGCAGCAACGCCAACAUCAGCUGAUUAUAAUACAGCAACAGCAACAACAAGCUGCCGCCGAAGAGGAGGCCAGGAGGCUCGAAGAAGAAAGACGGAGAGCGGAGCUGAAAAAACAGGCAGAGAGGAAAGCGGAAGUGAAGAAAGACCAAACGAUUAAGAAGGAUGUAGUAAAAGGGACCAAGAGCGAGGCAGGGAAGAAGAAGGUGGUGGUGUCUUCUUCUUCUACCUGCUCGUCCUCGUCCUCCCGCAGCUUAUCUGAGCUGCACGCGCUCAGACUGAGGCUGGAGGCUGCUGAGGGCAUGCUCAGUCAGCACGUUCACAUCUGCCUCGGAGAGGACGGGGUGCACGACUGUGGCCUCAAGAUUACUCAUUUGGAGGCGGUGCAGCGUGACGUUGACUCGAUUCGUGAGGAGUACUUGCGUCUGAGGGAGAGUAUUUUGAAGGAGCUGGAGGGCAUGAAUGAUCCAGAUAAAGCCCAGUUCCUCCGCAGUGAGAUUGGAAUCAUCAACCAAAGACUGGGCAGCCUGGAGAGCAGCUCAUCAGCUUACCUGCAGCGGCUGCAGGCUCUCAGGAACAUGCUGGAGAGUGUGGCACAAGCUGAAGACAUAGUGAAAGUUCAUGAGGCGAGACUGACAGAGAAAGAGACCACCUCCCUCUCACCUAGUGAAGUGGAGGAUUAUAUGUUGACCCUGAAGAAUAUUAAAGCAGAGCUGGAUCAGAAGAAGGAUAUUCUGGCUUCUAUGGAGGCAGAGUUGGCCAAGGCGAGCCACUGGAACGGUCAGGUGGACGGGCCCUUCCAAAGGUGUGACUUGAUGCUGUCCAAAUACACUGACCAGGUGAGCCUGCUGUCAGACCGCUGGAGACGACUCUAUGGACAGAUUGACACCAGAAUCCAGGAUUUGCAGUUGUAUCAGCCACAGCUGCAGCACUACAAGAAAACCAGCGUCUCCCUUAUUGAUUGGAUCGAUGCCACGCGGAAAAAACAAGAUGCCCUGCAGGCCACCAAGAUAGACAACAUCCAGGCACUGCAAGACCAUAUUAACAACCAGAAGGCCCUGAAUUCAGAAAUCAAAUUGAGGAGGGAGACAGUAGAGAGUGUGCUGAAGGACAAUGAGGCCUGUGUGAAUUCUAUCAAGGACUAUGAAACGGACCUUGCCUCUUACACCUCGGGUUUAGAGACUUUGCUCAACAUCCCCAUCAAGAGGACAAUGCUGAGGUCGCCAACAAUGGAUCUUAAUCAGGAGGCUACACAACUGCAAACCCAUUACAUGGAGUUGCUUACCUGGUCUGGUGACUACUACAAAUUCCUGGGAGAACUGCUCAAGAAUAUGGAGGAGCUCAAGAUUCGUAACACCAGGAUUGACGUGUUGGAGGAAGACCUUCGCCUGCUGAGGGAGAACAUCCAAGACAGCAAUGAUAAGAACAAAUCUCUUGAAGACGCUGUUGCCCGCUACCGACUGGAGUUGUCCCAGUCGCAGGAUCAGUUGCUUUCAAUGGAGGAGGUGAAGCAAAGCGCUGCCCUGCAGUGCAGUACCACCAGGGAGAGCCUGGACACCACUCAGAGCCAGCUCGCAGACCUCAACGAUCAGGUGACACGUCUCAACUACUUGCUUGAGGAAGAAAAGAGGAAGAGGAGGCUGGCAGAGGAGCGCUACACUCAGCAGCAGGAAGAGUACGAUUCGGUGCUGAGGAAGAGGCAGAAGGAGCUGGAGACGGUCAGCUGGUCCAAGAUGGAGGUGGAGAAGAGUGUGGCAAGUAGGGAUCAUGAGAUUGAACAGCUGCGGCGGCAGCUGGCUGAGGAGGCAGGAAGGGUCAAGGAGCUACAGAAGGAGAUGUCAAAGGUAAGAAGCCAAUGCAGUACGGAAAUCAAUAACUUAAAGCUCACCUACGAAUCCCAGAUCCAUGUCAGCCGCACAGACAUCCAGAGGCUGGCAUCCCAAAGGGAGGAGGAUACAGCUGAGCUCCAGCGGCAGUAUGACAGAAUGGUGGCAGAAAGGAGGAAUCUGGAGGAGGACGUCCUGAGGCUCAGGAUGUCUAUCAACGACGCAGAGGAACAAAGAAAUAGGGCAGAGGAAGAAGCUCACAGUCAGCGUGCUGUCAUCACAGAGGAAGGACGCAGGAGGAGAGAACUGGAAAGUCAGAUGGAGGCGCUGAUGAGGCAGAGAGAUGAGGAAAGAAGCCAGUAUGCAGAGGAGCUGGCUGAAGUCAUGAAGAGCCUACAGGAGAAGAGUGAGGAGCUGGCCUACAUCACACACAGUCUGGAGGAGGAGACUCGCAGGAGGAAAACUAUAGAGGAGGGUCAAGGUGUGCUUGAACAGACUUUGUCCCAGAUGCAGGUGAAGCUAACCAGUUCAUCAGUGGUUGCGACCCAGCUGGGGGAGUGCCAGGACGCGCUUGAGAAGAUGCGUUUGGAGCUGGAGAGGGAGAAGAGGGAGAGAAGCAGAUUAGAACAGAACAUGAGCAGGUUACAGGGGCGCAUGAAGGACCUUCAGGAGGUGAGAGAUGGGCUGGAGAGCCAAGUGGAGAAUCUGAGGAGGUCUAACCAAGAGGAGGUGACCAGAAGAAGACAGCUAGAAACAGAGCUGGAAAAUACCACAAUAGCAAUGAAAGACUACACCAGCACCAUUAUGGCACUACGCCAGAGCCAAGACCAAGCCAGCAUGUCAGAAAAGAGGAAUAAAGAAGAGUGUCUUAGGUUGCAGGAAGAGCUGGAUAGAAGCUUGAGACAAAACAACACCUCUGCAGAGCGCAUGACACAGCUGAGUGCAGAGCUGAAAGCCCUGCAACAACAGCUCCUCCAGGAGCAGGCCAGAGUCAAAGAGGCAAACCUCAGGAAUGAGAGUCUUUACAGAACUUCAGAGGAGAGAAGUAAGGCACUGAAUGAGAACACUGCUGAGCUUCAAAAGCUGAAAGAGAUGGUAGAAACCCAGACCAAGGAGAGGUUGAAGCUGGAGGAAGAACUAAGGGCAGUACGACAUGAUAAAGAGGAACUCUUGAGAUCCAAACAGGAAUGUAAUGAUGAGCUCUCCUCCCAGAUUACUGCCCUGGAACUGCAGCUGCAGGACAGUGAGCGCAGCAGUAUAGAUUACCGCAACCUGGUCUCAGAGCUCUCCUCGGAGAGGGAGAAACUCAAGAUGGAGACUGAGAAAAUACAAAGCCAGGCCACCGAGACAACAGCCACAAUGCAAUCCAUUAAGUCUCAGUACAAUGAGAUUGUGAUGGAGAGAGAUGCUCUGUUGAUGAAACUGAAGUUGUCCGAAAGUGACAGAGAUCGCCUUCAAAAGCUAGAGGAGGAACUCAGUCACAUUAAACUGUCCCUAGAGACAGAGCUUCGCAGUAAGCAACGCAUACAAGAGGAGAACGAGAGGAUGAAGAGGGAUUUAGGUUACUGGAAGGACCAGUAUGAAAGUAAGCAGGGCCUAAUCAGGCAAUGUGACACAGACAAGGAACGUCUGGAAAGGGAAAAGAGCUCUUUGAAAACUGAGAUAGAGAGGCUGAUGAGGGAACUCAGGGAGCUUGAGGAGUCAUAUAAAAGUAAGCUGUCGGCCAUCCAGAAAGAACUACGAGAAGUAACCAUUGUCAGACAAACCAUGGAAACUGAGCUGAAGAGAGCUAAAGAACCCCCACCCUUGGAUGGCUCCACUGUGAUUUUUGAUGGAGUCCGCAAGUCAGUCACAGCAAACCAGUUGCUUGACUGUGGUGUUUUAGAUAAACCAACAUUUAGCCAGCUUGUGAAGGGGCAUAAGACUGUGCCUGAUGUGUCUGUUGACAAAAAAAUCAGUCUAAAAGGGACAGGCCCAAUAGCUGGGGUGGUAAUUGAAGGUCCAAAAGGUCCAGGGUCUAUAACUGGAGUCCUUUGCAAAAUGACUCUCACUGAAGCCAAGAGAGAGAAUCUCCUGCCACCAGAUAGCGUAGGACUGCUAUUGGAUGCUCAGGCUGCCACAGGCCACAUAAUUGACCCCAAGACGAAUAAGAAGUUGACAGUUGAAGAGGCAUUAAAUCAAGGUGUGAUUGAUGAAGAGGACAGAGAGAGGUUGCUAGCAGCAGAGGCUGCAGCUGUGGGAUAUAGUGGUCCUGGCACUAGCAAACCCCUUUCAGUAUUUGAGGCCAUGAAGAGAGGACUGAUUGACAAGAACACAGCACUGCGUCUGCUACAAGCCCAGGAGUCUGUGGGGGGCAUCCUAGAUCCCAUACUCAGUGUGUUCCUUCCCAAAGACACAGCCAUUGAGCGCAACUUAAUUGAUGAUGACAUAUAUCGUGCUCUGAAUCAGAGGCCUGAGCUCUACCUGGACCCAGAAAGUGAAGAUGGUGUAACCUAUAUGUCAAUGAAGAGAAGAUGUAAGGUAGAGCUACACACAGGCCUUCUCCUUCUUCCUAUCCCUGAGAAGGUAGACCCCUCAAAACUUGUCUUUGAUGGUGUUCGGAAACCUGUCACAGCCAAGCAGCUGGUUGACUGUGGUGUGCUGGACAAGCCAUCAUUUAAAGAUCUAGAAAAGGGGAAGAAAACUGUCCCAGAGGUCUCUGUAGACAAAAACGUUAAUCUGAAGGGGACUGGGCCUAUUGCUGGGGUUAUAGCUGGGAGUCAAGGCAAAAUGUCUUUGUCAGAAGCCAAGAAAAAGAUGCUGCUGCCCGAAGAUAGUGCUGAUUUACUACUGGAAGCACAGGCUGCCACAGGUCACAUCAUUGACCCCAGAACUAAUCAGAAGCUGACAGUAGAGGAGGCUUGCACCAGAGGGGUGGUGGAUAUUAGGGAUCGAGAUAAAUUAUUGGCAGCAGAGGCUGCUGCUGUGGGAUACAAGGAUCCUAGAGCAGCCAAACCUCUCUCAGUGUUCGAAGCCAUGAAGAAGGGAAUAAUCGACAGGAAGACUGGGCUACGCCUGCUGCAGGCUCAGGAGUCUGUGGGAGGCAUUCUAGAUCCUAAUCUUAGUGUGUUCCUCCCUAAAGAUACAGCUAUCAAGCGCAACCUUUUGGAUGAAAACCUCCGUCAAGCUUUGAACCAGAGUCCUGAGUGUUACCUUGACCCAGAAACUGAGCAAGAUGCCACUUAUGGGGCAUUGAAGAAAAGAUGCAAGACAGAACCUCACACAGGUCUGCUGCUUUUGCCAAUCACUGAAAAGCUAGACCCUUCCACACUGAUCUUUGAUGGUGUCCGUAAGCCAGUAACAGCACAGCAGUUGCUUGAUUGUGGGGUCCUGGACAAACCAACAUUCAACCAACUAAUGAAGGGGGAGAAAACGGUCCCAGAGGUGUCUAUGGAUAAAAAGGUAUUUUUAAAGGGGACAGGAUCAAUCGCUGGUAUUGGAGUUGGACCUUUAGGGAAAAUUUCUUUGUCAGAAGCCAAGAAACAGAUGCUGCUGCCUGCAGAUAGUGCAGAUUUGCUACUAGAUGCCCAGGCUGCCACAGGCCACAUCAUUGACCCGACAAGCAAUCAAAAGUUGACAGUAGAGGAAGCAUGUGUCAGAGGAGUGGUGGAUAUUAGGGAUCGAGACAGACUCUUAGCAGCAGAAGCUGCUGCUGUGGGCUUCCGGGAUCCUAGCACAGCUGAGCCUAUUGCAGUGUUUGAGGCAAUGAAGAAGGGACUACUUGACAGGAAGACUGGGCUACGGCUGUUGCAGGCCCAGGAGUCUGCAGGAGGCAUUCUGGAUCCCAACCUCAGCGUGUUCCUUCCUAAAGACACAGCUAUAAAGCGCAACCUUUUGGAUGAGGACCUCUGUCGUGCUCUAAACCAGAGGCCCCAGUGUUACCUUGACCCAGACACUGAGCGUGAUACCAGCUAUGGGGCUUUAAAGAAAAAAUGCAAAACAGAGUCUUACACAGGCCUGAUACUUUUGCCAAUCACUGAGAGAAAAGACCCUUCCACACUGCUCUUUGAUGGUGUCCGUAAGCCAGUGACAGCACAGCAGUUGCUCGAUUGUGGGGUCCUUGACAAGCCAACAUUUAACCAGCUAGUGAAAGGAGAGAAAACUGUUCCAACGGUGUCUGGGGAAAAGCUGGUCUAUCUAAAGGGGACUGGACCCAUUGCUGGGGUUGUACCUGGACGUCAAGGAAAAAUGUCUUUGUCAGAAGCCAAGAAACAAAAGCUCCUGUCCGAAGAUAGUGCAGCUUUGCUAUUGGAAGCCCAGGCUGCCACAGGCCACAUCAUUGACCCUAAAACCAAUCAGAAGCUGACAGUAGAGGAGGCAUGUGCCAGAGGGCUGGUGGAUAUUCAGGAUCGAGACAGAUUAUUGGCAGCAGAAGCUGCUGCUGUGGGAUACAAAGAUCCUCAUGCAGCCAAGCCUCUUUCAGUGUUUGAGGCCAUGAAGAAGGGAAUAAUUGACAGGAAGACUGCAGUACACCUACUGCAGGCCCAGGAGUCUGUGGGAGGCAUUCUAGAUCCUAAUCUUAGUGUGUUCCUCCCCAAAGAUACAGCUAUCAAGCGCAACCUUUUGGAUGAAAACCUCCUUCAUGCUCUGAAGCGGAGUGCUUCUUACCUUGACCCAGAAACUGAGCAUGAUGUCAGCUAUUGGGCUUUGAAGGAAAGAUGUAAGACAGAGCCUCACACAGGCUUACAACUCCUGCCAGUCUCUGAGAAGGUUGACCCCUCCAAACUACUCUUUGAUGGUGUCCGUAAGACAGUCACAGCACAACAGUUGCUUGAUUGUGGGGUCCUGGACAAACCAACAUUUAACCAACUAGUGAAGGGGGAGAGAACUGUCUCAGAGGUGUCUGUGGAUAAGAAGGUCUUUCUGAAGGGAACAGGGUCAAUUGCUGGUGUUGCAGCUGGACCUUUGGGAAAAAUGUCCUUUACAGAUGCAAAGAAACAGAAAAUUAUGUCUUCUGACAGUGCUGACAUGCUACUGUAUGGUCAGGCAGCCACAGGCCACAUCAUUGACCCCAGAACUAAUCAGAAACUCACAGUAAAAGAAGCAUGUGCUAGAGGAGUAAUAGAUAAGGAGGAUGAAUCAAAGUUGUUUGCAGCGGAAGCUGCUGCUAUAGGUUACAGAGACCCAAAUUCUGCCAAUCUCCUGUCAGCUGGCCAGGCCAUGAAGAAGGGAUUAAUUGACAGGGUAACAGCUCUACGUAUACUUCAGGCUCAACAGUCUGUAGGGGGUAUUUUGGACCCUACCCUGAGUGUAUUCCUACCCAAAGACAUCGCUAUGGAUAGGAAUCUCAUAGAUAGGGACCUAUACCAGGCCCUGAAUCAGUAUCCUGAGUGCUAUCUGGACCCAGACACCCAACAAGCAACUACAUAUGUAUCUCUGAAGAAAAUAUGCAAAGCAGAUCCAAGCACAGGUCUUUUGUUUCUUCCUGAACCUAAAAAGCCAAUAACUGUCCAGGGGCUCAGGGGCCAGGUAUCAGUUAUGGAUCUGGUGGAUGCAAACCUGCUGAAAUGUUCUGAUAUGGACCAACUAAAGCAGGGCAGAUUGACGAGCCGGGACAUUGAAGACCGUCUGCGCCCAUACCUGAGAGGUUCUACCUGUAUAGCAGGAGUUUAUGAUGAGGCCAAUGAAAAGAUGAUAACCAUCUAUCAGGCCAUGAAAGAAGGAUUGUUGCGCCCUGGGACCACUCUGGAAUUGCUUGAGGCCCAGGCUGCCUCAGGCUUUAUAGUUGAUCCGGUUAACAACACCUACCUGACUGUUAGUGAUGCCUACAAUAAAAGACUGUUUGGGCCAGAGUUUAAGGACAACCUGCUAUCAGCAGAGAGGGCUGUGACUGGUUACAAACUUCCUGGGACAGACAAGACUAUCUCACUCUUUCAGGCCAUAGAAAGAAGUCUUGUGGAAAAGGGUCAUGGCAUCCGUCUGCUAGAGGCCCAGAUUGCCAGUGGUGGUAUCAUUGAUCCUGAACACAGCCAUCGUAUUGAUGUGAAUGUAGCCUACAAGAGAGGUUACUUUGAUGAGAAAAUGAACAAGAUCCUGACUGAUCAGAGCGUUGACUCUAAGGGUUUCUUUGACCCUAACACAGAGGAAAACCUAACCUAUCUGGAGCUCAAGAAACGCUGUAUCACAGAUAAGAAGACUGGACUCAUCCUUUUGCCUAUCAUGGACAAGAAAAAGCUAGAGUCGACUCAGAAGAACACUCUGAGAAAGAGGAGAGUGGUAAUUGUGGACCCAGAAACUAAUAAAGAGAUGACAGUACGUGAAGCGUAUGACAAAGGGUAUAUUGACUAUGACACCUUCCAGGAGCUGUCUGAACAGGAGUGUGAGUGGGAAGAGAUCACUAUCACUGCUCCAGAUGGUUCCACACGGUUUGUUAUCAUUGACAAAAAGACUGGAAGACAGUAUGACAUUACCGAGCUACUUGAAAAGGGAGUAAUUAAUCAAUCAGAACUAGAUCAGUACAGAUCCCGUACCAUUACCCUUACUCAGUUUGCAGAUAUCAUCACUGACAAGACCAAACAUGGAUCAUCAUCAUUUUCAACUGCAAGACCAUCAGCAGCCUCAGGUACAUCCUCAGUGAAAUCAUCAUCAUCAGCUUCAAGAUCAUCAGCAGCCACAGGUACAUCUUCAAUGACAUCAUCAUCAACUUUAAGAACAUCAGAAGUCUCAGUUCCACCAUCCGUGACAUCAUCAUCAUCAUCAUCAUCAUCACUCCUGUCAAGACCCUUAUCACCUACACUCACCAAGAUGACCACAACAAGAACUACCACUGUCACAAGUGGCGCAGUAAGCAGUUUAUCUCGAGACUCACCUGACAGCUUUAGGAAUAUAUGCAGUGUGUCUAUCAGUUUGGCCGCCCCUGUCGAAACUGUGUGUGAACAGGAACCUGUGGGUGCCAUCUUUGACACAGAGGCUCUAGAGAAGAUAUCCAUCACAGAGGCUAAAAAUCGUGGUCUGGUGGAUUCCAUCACUGCCCAGAGACUACUGGAGGCCCAGGCCUGCACUGGAGGAAUCAUCAAUCCCACAAAUGGCCAGAGGUUUGGCAUCAAAGAGGCCUCUCGCCUGGGUAUAAUAAACGAAGACAUGGUCGCUUUGCUAAAGCCUGCUCAGAAAGCCUACAUUGGCUUUGAGGAUGUAAAAACCAGGAAGAAGAUGUCUGCUGCUGAGGCUUUGAAGGAGAUGUGGUUGCCAUAUGAGGCAGGGAUGAGGUUCAUGGAGUUCCAAUAUAUAACAGGGGGGCUUUAUGACCCAGAAAAGGGCUGUAGAAGAUCCAUAGAGGAUGCUUUGAAAAUGGGCUGGCUGGAUGGGAGAGCAGCCCAGAAGCUCCAAGACACUCAUCACAUAAAGAUACUGACCUGCCCCAAGAGCAAACUUAAGAUAUCUUACAAGGAGGCUCUGGACAACUGCAUGGUGGAGGAAAAAACUGGGGUGAAAAUGCUCCAGGCAUCAUCUGUGUCCUCCAGAGGAAUCAGCAGUCCUUACAAUGUCUCCUCUGCCCCGGGAUCCAGUACUGGAUCCAGGAGUGGCUCACGACGAAGCUCCCGCAGAAGCAGCGUGGACUUGGGCUCCCCCUCCUCCUUCUCAUCAGCUAAUCGCCACUUUCAGACUAGCUACACCUCCUACACAUCCACCAAAUAAAUCAAGAAAAAAGGUCCUGCACAUUUAUGCUUUUCUUGCAAAUGAAUCAGAUUUUGUUAGGACUAUUUUGAUUGUUCAGACAAAACGAAAUUGAGAAUAAGUAAAGAAAAUGUGUGUUGUAUAUGAGGAUACAAAAUAUCUUUUGCAUAGUUUUAGAUUUUAGCUUUGGUGUUGCUAUCCUUUUGAAAAUGAUGUUGUCCAAAUGAUCAUGAAAAUUAACACUACCAAGAUAUCUUUGUGGAAAUGGGGCGAAAGUAUUAAUGGCAGCCAUCUUAAGGUAUUUGGAUUAAAAAUAAAAAGUGUGUAAUUGUUGGUGCUUCUAAAAUAGGUCUAAAAUGAUUGCCAUAUUCUUGCAUACACAUAUUUCUAAUGUAUUUUUCAAAAUCGUCAUGGAAUGUAAUUUCAUUUUACGCUCUGCAUUGGUAACAUAAUGGUAUUAUGUUAACAUUUAUUUGACAUCUAAAAUGCCUGUUUUGUUAGGGGAUGGAUGCAAGGUUGGGUGAUAUAUAUUUGCUUUUUGCUAUUUUUUUUCUUACUGAAUCAGUUGUUAAUCAUUGGUUUCUUGCUGUUUAGUGCUUGUUUUGUAACAGUUUCUUAAUAUCUCAAAAUAAAAGCAAAAGUCUUUUGCUCA